GAGCGCGUGAAGGUACCAGACACGUCGACGGCACUUGGGAACAAGAGCAUGAGUUUGGAAGCGUGCGAGCAAGCGUGUCUGAAGGAUUGUAAUUGUACGGCUUACACGAGCGCAGAUGAGACGACGGGGAUCGGGUGCGUGACGUGGUAUGGGGAUUUGAUAGACACGCGAACCUUUACCAACGCGGGACAAGAUCUCUACGUGAGAGUUGAUGCAGUUGAAUUAGCUCAAUAUGCAAAAAAAAAUUCAAAUCAUCGUUCGACAAAGAAGGUGGUGGCAAUUGUCGUUGUGUCGAUCGUUGGAGCAUUGUUGCUUGUGAGCUCACUAGUUUAUUUAUGGGAAAUUAGAAGAAAAGCUGGAAGGGAGAGAUCUAAUAGUUUAUCUUACUUGGGGGAUUCUCCAAAUCCGAAUAAAGAGUUUGAUGAAAGUAGAAGGAGCUCAGAUCUGCCUGUAUUUGACUUGAAUGCCAUAGCAAAGGCAACAGACAAUUUUUCUUUUAAUAACAAGCUUGGACAAGGUGGAUUUGGGGCAGUUUAUAAGGGGAAGCUUGCAAAUGGAGAAGAAAUUGCAGUUAAAAGGUUGGCUAAGAAUUCAGGCCAAGGAGUUGGAGAGUUCAAGAAUGAAGUUACUUUAAUUGCAAAGCUCCAACACAGAAACCUCGUCAGAAUUUUAGGCUACUGCGUUAAGAAUGAAGAGAAGAUGCUCGUAUAUGAAUAUUUGCCAAACAAAAGCUUGGACUUUUUCAUCUUUGAUGAAAGCAAGAGGGCUUUGCUAGAUUGGAGAAAACGUUUUGAAAUCAUUUGUGGGAUUGCACGAGGGAUAUUAUAUCUCCAUCAAGAUUCAAGAUUGAAAAUCAUCCAUCGAGAUUUGAAGGCGAGCAAUAUCCUAUUAGAUGUUAACUUAAAUCCCAAAAUCGCAGAUUUUGGUAUGGCAAGAAUAUUCGGCCAAGAUCAAAUUCAAGCAAAUACAAAUCGUAUUGUGGGAACAUACGGUUACAUGUCGCCGGAAUAUGCGAUGGAAGGACUAUUUUCAGAGAAAUCCGAUGUAUAUAGCUUUGGGGUGUUGGUGCUAGAGAUGAUUACAGGCCGAAAGAACACCAAUCAUAUGUCCUCCUACUUAAACUUGGUCGGACAUGUUUGGGAGCUGUGGAAAGUGGAGAAAGCAACGGAAUUAGUGGACUCAAGUUUGGAAUUAGAAUCAGGUAGUGGAGAAGAAAUGAUGAGAUGCGUCCAAAUUGGGCUGUUGUGUGUGCAGGAAGAUCCGACAGAUCGUCCAAGCAUGUCGACUGUCGUCUUCAUGCUAGGAAAUGAAGUGGUUCUUCCAUCUCCAAAGAAACCUGCGUUUAUUAUGAAGAGAAAAUACAACAGUGGAGAUCCAUCCACCAGUACCGAAGGAGGCAACUCUGUAAAUGACGUUACAAUUUCCAUAAUGCAUGCUCGUUGAUAAAAAUAAUCUAAAUGUUACAUGCUAAAUUGAUUUACAGCAACAUUGGUUGGAGGGAGCACUCUUUAUUUGGUUCUUGCUGUAAAUUUUCUUAGAAAAUAUGUUGGACUUCACUAAUUUAUUUGGAUGCAUGUUAGGUGGAAGAAAAUAGAUUGCUUUGAAGUUAUACCUCACAAGUACUCAUGUUAACUCAGCCUAACCAUAUUGUAAUAUUCCAUGUUUAAAUUUGAUCAUAUGUUUUAAUUUAUUCAACA
This is a messenger RNA of Momordica charantia (bitter melon), 1697 nucleotides long. Its product is annotated as G-type lectin S-receptor-like serine/threonine-protein kinase RKS1. The record is from RefSeq and is a predicted model, not a curated record. Lineage: Eukaryota; Viridiplantae; Streptophyta; Magnoliopsida; Cucurbitales; Cucurbitaceae. Gene Ontology annotation, cellular component: plasma membrane. Gene Ontology annotation, molecular function: ATP binding; protein serine/threonine kinase activity. Gene Ontology annotation, biological process: recognition of pollen; protein phosphorylation.